Messenger RNA from Lentinula edodes (shiitake mushroom), 287 nucleotides. RefSeq lists its product as uncharacterized. The transcript has 2 exons. Lineage: Eukaryota; Fungi; Basidiomycota; Agaricomycetes; Agaricales; Omphalotaceae. Bases 97 to 255 code for a protein of 52 amino acids. The record is from RefSeq and is a predicted model, not a curated record.
CCGUGACCUGAGGCACGGACACUUCCGGGCAGGAUCACGAACUAUCACGGCAUGACCAGACCGUGACACUCUACAGAGUUUCUAUCAACCUCCACAAUGGCUGGCCACGCAUCUGGAGGAUUUAAUCCCCAUUUACCGGGCUUCCGAUACAAUUUUCUUGCCAAAGGACUGGGUGCAACAAUGUGGUUCUUCAUCUUCUACCGUUUCCGGUGCGUCUUACGUGCCUCUUCAAAUUCUCAAUCUGACUUUCCGUGAUCGCAUGCAGGCAAGAUGGUGGUAAACUCUUG